Molecule: messenger RNA, 564 nt
Organism: Saprolegnia parasitica CBS 223.65
Lineage: Eukaryota; Oomycota; Saprolegniomycetes; Saprolegniales; Saprolegniaceae
Exons: 1
Coding region: 1-564 (187 amino acids)
Source: RefSeq, a predicted model, not a curated record
AUGGCCCAACGUGCUCGGCUGGCAUCGGCGUCGGUGCUGGACGUCGACGACAUCCUCGUCGCCGUUGUACAGUACUCGGCCUCGCCCAAGGACGUAGUAGCGCUCGUGCGCGCGAUGCCACUGUCCGUGAGGACGCCAGUGCUCGCAGCCCUCCUCAGCCUCUUGACGCUGCCGCGCGGUGCCAAGCACUGGCCGCAACCGCACCUCAACAGCACCACGAUCGCCGAGAUCGACUGCAUCAGCGCGGCCAUGCCCGUCUUCAACAGCGUGUGCAUCGACGGCGUGUGCUGUAGCACCCAGUGGCCCGCGAGCGACGACCCCGCGUUUCGCCUGCCCUACUGCAAGUUUGUCGUAGCGCACGCGGCCAAGAUGACGAUGGUCGUUCCGGCGCACCGCGAGGAGCUUUGCCGCAUGCUCGCGCGUUGCACGAGCCUCCGACGCGUGCGCAUCCCGGCCGAGCCAGACCUCCUCGAAGCCGUGACGUCUCUUGCCCACUGCGUCGCGGACCUCGACCUCUCGCCGUGCUCGAGCGCUGGCUCGCCUCUGGCCAUGCCUGUCACGUAA